Messenger RNA from Daphnia magna, 1583 nucleotides. RefSeq lists its product as uncharacterized. NCBI's taxonomy places the organism in Eukaryota, Metazoa, Arthropoda, Branchiopoda, Diplostraca, Daphniidae. The record is from RefSeq and is a predicted model, not a curated record. The coding region runs from base 1 to 1008 and encodes 335 amino acids. The transcript is spliced from 5 exons.
AUGGCUAUUCUGAAUUCAAACACCAAUGUUACUGAAACCAUUGUUGAACCGGAAAUCUCCAGACAUAAAGAUCCGGUCUUCACCGUAGUCACCAACCAACCCACUUCGCUGGAAGAAACGCUUGAAAGUAUCGUAUCGUCAGAGAUUGUAGCGGUUGAACCUCAAGAUAACCCACCGCUAAGUAAUUGUGAUGCAGACCGUUACGGUGCAGUUCCCUGCCCAGAUUCUUGGCAGUACGACUUUGAGCGCACUAAAAAAGGGAAAAAGAAGAAAAUUACAUUUGUUGAGGAAGAGACUGAAGACAGUGACCAAGAUCCCGAAGACAGUGACCAAGAUCCCGAAGAUCAAGACCAAGAAGAUUCUCUUGGUUACGAAGAAAAUGAUGAAGUCAAAAGUAAAUCAGCAGUACAAACAUCUAACCAGUCUGACGAUCAAAGUAAUGGUUUUGAACCUCCGCUCAACUUUGAAGUAGCUGCAAAAAAGCUGGAUUCGUGUUUAGAUCAAAGUACAUCUAUCCUAAGAUCGGAUGUGAAGCCUAGUUUGAAAGGAAUCGGAUGUUCUAGUUCAUUUGAGGAUCUCACUCCAAACCUGGACGUGAGUGAUAGUGCUGAAGAAGAAGAUAUUAUUCCUAAGUUGAAGUGCACACAAAACAAUGAAACCUCAAACGUCGAAGAACUAUUGGCCCUCUGCUCGGGAAAAUUCCCUGAUUCACUUUCUGGAAGAGACACGCAAAUAAGUAGUUUGACUGAAAAUGCAGAUGACGAAUCUGAUGAAGAAGUUAAGCCGUUCGCAAGAAUAAUUCCAAUGGCUGAUGAGGAUGACGAGGAAGAUGGCUCCAGUAGUGCUCUCCCAAAAUUCGUUUCUGAAAAUGACGCAGAUGAACCUGGAACUGUGCCUUCUUUUUUAGAGGAUGGAGAAAAAUCACUGUCAAAGUCAACAGUUGUACAAGGUACUGGAGGCAACAACGAAAUAUGCUGGAAACAAAACUUAACUAUCAACGCUCGUUGAAGCUCUCGAAGACAGUUUAGUGUGGUGCAACGUCCAUAUCGUCAUCGAUAAGUAAACUUAUCAGCGCAUAUGUUGCUAUAGAUUAAAUGAGAAUGGUAGGAGAGUAUUAUCUUCGCCUUAGUUUGGAAGGAAGUUACUUGACUUUGUUGUAAAUGCCUGGCAACAUGAUCAAUAGUGCAAAUAAGAGGCUAGAUUUGUCCACUAACGAUGACAAUCACACUAACAUGCAUCAUCAUUCUUAAUCAUGCACUGUACUUGAACAAAUUGGUUCGAUUCUUUUCAACUUAACUAUCGAUUAAAUAUGAAGCGGGAAGAUUAAGCACAUUCAAAUAUAAAUGACGUGUACGUGCUGAAGUGAAAAUUUUUACAUUUCUUGUUUUUUUGUGUGUUUGUUUUGAAGUACAUUUGUCUGUACUUUCAUGUUAUCUUUCAUGGAAAUUUCGAAGGCGUCUCCUGGUUUCGUAACGCCCGUUUGAACUUUGAUGGAGAAUGGGUAAAGAAUAAAAUUCUAGCGGAUGCAUUAAAUUGCUAGAACUCACAACUAUGUCAGUAAAAUAAACAAUUAGAACUUUUAA